CUCUCGCUCGGUCCCUCGUCCCGUUCAUUUCCCGCCCUCGUAGCCUUGGUUUGCUCGCAGCAGCAGUCUUUGCCAACUUGGCUGGCCCUUGUCUCCCUCCUCGCUGUCGCUGUGUCUGCCCUUUCGGCAUGACUGGGGAGAGAUUCAUCAGCACACUCCCAUGAAGAGCCUGUUUGCUAAAAGGGGCUCGCGCUCCUCCUCGCACCAUGUUACGGCAACGAAGAGCACAUGGGGCAAGGGCAGGAGGCCAGGAGACGACGACGACGGUGACGGCGGCAAGGAUGAUGGCAACCUCUACUAUACGCCGCCAGCUGCUGUGGAGCAGCCCGCUGGACCAGACGCUGGUAUUGGUUCAGUCCCACCGCCCAAGGCCAGCAGCAGCAGCGCCAGCAGGCGAUUAAGCAAGUCGGCUUCCCUCGGCACCAUCACAGGCCUCGUCGCUGCUGCCUCCUCAUCCUCUCGAAAGCCAAUCCCGCCAAGCUUGGACCGCAAACAUUCCAACCAAUCAACGACGUCUAUUACUCCCGAAGCGAUACCACCAUCACCCUCAACUUCUUCUUCUUCCACCUCAACGACCCCCUUCACCCUAGGAAGAGAUGCCUCUCGCCGACUCAGCAGCUGGAAGGGUGACGUACGAGCGAAGCGCAAGCAAGGCGGUCGAGAUCACCCUCCGUCGUCGUAUCACUUUGACGACGGAGUCGGAGGAGCCAACGCUACGACGACGAAGCGCAAAGAUGCAAACCAAGUCGGCUCUACUGGACGCAACGAGCAAGAGGACUUACACCCCGCCGUCUUUGUCGUUGGCAACCCGAGCGUAUCCGUCUCCCCUCCGACCCCUCGACCACGCACUACAUCGACCAUGUCCAACAGCCAGGCAGAGGAGAACCAGAGCCACAGUCACGACGGAGGGAAUACAAUGACCACAAGCGCGGCAACGACGAAUACCAACCACAGCAACGAAGAACCCGAUACCACGGAGACGCACGAGACGACUUUUGAAGCGCGAGAGGAGGAGGAAGCCGAGGCUCAAAAGGGCCUGAUAUUGCCUGUCAAUGGCAGUGGUGGACCAAGUGCUGCGAGAGAGAGCAGCAGCAGCAGCAGCAACCCCGCGUUUGGCGGGGUCUUUAGGAGCAGGAGCAGCAGAAGCAAGAUGUCCAAAGUGGGCGUCAACAUCGACGUCGAAGCCGCAUCAUCCGCAACAAUGCCAGCAGCAGCGGCAGCUGCAGCCUCACCUGGCCCACCACUCUCGCCCUCAGCACUGGCCAGGCAGCUGGAUGACCUUGCCGUCAGUCAUGGCGACGGGCUGCUCAGCGACGAUGAAUAUCGCAAGCUGCGGCAGAGGCUACUGGAGCGAAGCGUCGGCCUUUCAACAGCCACUGAGGCUCCCGAAGACACUGACACGUUGGUCCUCACCAAUCGGCGCAGCGUCAUUGAUCUCGAGGACGAAGAAGACGCUGCUGGACAAGCUGCCGUCGCGCAGGAGAAUCAGACCCGUCCACCCUCCCCUACGAGAUCAUCCCGUACGCUGCCCUCAAUGUUCAAGCGAGCCUCAGUGCUAGUGAAGUCCAAACGUACGCAAGGGUCAUCUGUUUUGACGUCCACGCCGCCCUCAUCAUGGACGCUGCGUCGACCGGCAUCAAAGCGCUCCCUCACCUACCCAGCAGCAUCAGGCGCAGCCGCAGGUCCGCUCACAGAAAGCCAAGUCGGGAACGAGAAUGGCAACAGCAUCGGUACCAGUGGCAGCAUCGGCGUGGCCCCGAGCAGUGCUUCUGCGGUGAGCUCCGGAUCAAGUGCGGCCCCACGCUCCCUCAACCUCAAGCCGGGCAUGGUUACCCGCAUGCUCUCCACACGCAGCACAGCCAGCAGCCGCGAUGCUAGGUCCAUCUCGGACGACGGUCACGGCGACCGUGCAGCUGCGGGCAGUGGGAGCCUGCGCCGUAGCACGAGCACAAAGGGGGGAGCUGGUGGAGCAGCCAGCAGCUUGGCGCCUAGCUCGACGCGCCGACGUCGCUUGUUGAGCGGGGCGAGCUUCAAUACGACGACAAGCAGUGAGCGCAAGGCCAUUGAGGCGGGCAAUUUGGAGCGAGACGUCGUUUCGAUGAGGCAGGCCAGAAGCUUGACUACGUCGCCUGCUCCUGCCCAAAAUGGCGCGUCAGGCCACAGAGGGCUAGCAAGACAACGUAGUCGCAGCCUGCGGGUCGACGCAGCGCAGCCUGCUAGUCCAGAAGCCGUCCGCAGUCGCGCGGUCUCCCUACCCAAACGAUCGUUUGAUGGGCAACGCAUCUCCCUCGAUGCUCAGUCGCCUUCCCCACAGAGUGCCACCAGCGCGACAGCCGCCGUGCUCAACUUUGACGAUCUGGACUGGCAAUACUCGGACAAGGGCAGCAAGGAGAUCCAUGCAGAGAUCAAGAUUGUCGAGGCGGAGGGGAAAAGAAUGGCGACUGCGUUCGAGGGCAGUGACGCCGGUCUUGGCGGCGCAGAUGAAGCGCAAAAGGUUGCGCAGAGAUAUGAAGAGAGGCUGGCUUUUCUGCGGAGCAAGUUGAGGAGCGCUAAGAUCAGAGAGGGCUUCGCGAAGUGAGCAUGAUAGCGUCAGAGCUGGUCGCUGCGCCGGCGUGAUGGCCAGCUCGAUCACUGAAGGCCGUGGAGGAUCGGAAUGUGGCUACCUGUAGAACGCAAGUGACGAUGCGAUGGGCAAAGGAACUCUCUAUCUUUAGUCUCAGCAAGCUGCGAUGCUCGACACUAGCCCCCAAUUGAUAUCCACCGUGCCCGCCGCGUG
Messenger RNA from Jaminaea rosea, 2776 nucleotides. RefSeq lists its product as hypothetical. The transcript has a single exon. The coding region runs from base 161 to 2578 and encodes 805 amino acids. Lineage: Eukaryota; Fungi; Basidiomycota; Exobasidiomycetes; Microstromatales. The record is from RefSeq and is a predicted model, not a curated record.